Molecule: messenger RNA, 690 nt
Organism: Schistocerca cancellata (South American locust)
Lineage: Eukaryota; Metazoa; Arthropoda; Insecta; Orthoptera; Acrididae
Exons: 3
Coding region: 1-690 (229 amino acids)
Source: RefSeq, a predicted model, not a curated record
AUGGGAAAAACGCAAAUAUGGGAAAAACGCAAAUAUGGGAAAAACGCAAAUAUGGGAAUAACGCAAAUAUGGGAAAAUCGCAAAUAUGGGGAAAACGCAAAUAUGGGAAAAACGCAAAUACGGGAUAAAAGCAAAUAUGGGAAUAACCCAAAUAUGGGAAAAACGCAAAUAUGGGAAAAAAGCAAAUAUGGGAUAAACCCAAAUUUGGGAAAAGCGCAAAUAUGGGAAAAAUGCAAAUAUGGGAAAAAAGAAAAACGCAAAUAUGGGAAAAACGCAAAUAUCGGUAAAACGCACAUAUGGCAAAAACGCAAAUAUGGGAAAAACGCAAAUAUUGCAAAAACGGAAGUAUGGCAAAAACGCAAAAAUGGGAAAAACGCAAAUAUGGGAAAAACGCAAAUAUGGGAAAAACGCAAAUAUGGGAAAAAAGCAAAUAUAGAAACGCAAAUAUGGGAAAAACGCAAAUAUGGGAAAAACGCAAAUAUGGGAAAAACGCAAAUAAGGGAAAAACGCAAAUAUGGGGAAAACGCAAAUAUGGAAAAAACGCAAAAAUGGGAAAAACGCAAAUAUGGCAAAAACGCAACUAUGGCAAAUACGCAAUUAUGGCUAAAAUGUAACUACGGCAAAAACGCAACUAUGGCAAAAACGCAACUAUGGCAAAAACGUAAAUAUAGCAAAAAUGCAAAUAUGUAA